Molecule: messenger RNA, 3747 nt
Organism: Torulaspora delbrueckii
Lineage: Eukaryota; Fungi; Ascomycota; Saccharomycetes; Saccharomycetales; Saccharomycetaceae
Biological process (GO): proteolysis; DNA integration
Cellular component (GO): cytoplasm
Molecular function (GO): aspartic-type endopeptidase activity; RNA binding
Source: RefSeq, a predicted model, not a curated record
AUGCAUUAUCAAUUUCCAAUGAUGGUUCCGCCAUUCGAGAUGUUUCCUGGUCAAUACCAGGAGAUGAUGAUGGACCAUAUGAUGAAUGGAGGGCGAUUCCGUUCCCCAUAUUACGGAUUUAGUGACUUCGGAAGCCCAAGAUAUGAAAACUCAUUUCAACCAUCUGCUACAUCGCCAGGUUCGAAUAGCGAGAGAACUGACUUCCAUCCACAAAGGGACGAACAGACAACAAGUUCUGCCGGAAAUAGCUACAACUCGAUGAGUAUGUUCGGCUCAAUAAUCCGACCAGAACUGCUCACUGACGUAAGAGGAUUCAAUGAUUGGAUGAAAAAAUUCGCCUUUUAUCUCGAGAAGAUAAAUUUAAAGGAUAUCAUUCCGAACUCGUUCGACGAGACCAAAAGGCAACCAACCAGGGCUGAAUCACGUCACAUUGAACACGUAUUUAAUGAGUGUGUGAGCCCAAAAUACUAUCCGCCCUGGAUAUUAAAGGCUAUGGAUGAAGGAUUGUCGAUGCCGGAAAUCAUUACAACCGCGUUCGAAAAAAUUACCACUUGCGGGAACAACUUUGAUGCGAUAAAAAGGCUCGUGAGUUUCAGAUACGAUGGAAAAUACGAUCCCAGGGUAUACAUUAACAAGGUAAAGAAAGCUAUCGCCGAGUGGGAAGAAGAUGGCAACAUCCUUGUUCCAAUGACCAAGGCACAAUUACUAAGCCAAGGCCUUAGAGGUGACUUCAUGUCAAUCCACUCACAAUUAUGUGUUGGGAAGAUUGAACCCAACAUUAAUGCUGUUGACAAGGAAAUCUUGUCAAUAUACAAUUCAAAAAUGGAACAUAAAAUAACAGAGGAAAAAACUGUCAAAUGUUCCAUCUGCCAUAGAAAUGAUCAUGUGGCCAAGUACUGUGAUAAAAGACCUGAACAAAUUCGAGAUGAAUUCAGAUCAGGCAGGAACCAGUACAGCAACAAAAAAAAGGAGAUAGUGUCCAAGCAGACUCCAACCAGAAAAUCUUGGACAAAAAAUAAGGCUAAAGCUAAUUAUGCCAAUGAAGCAGAUCGCGAGCCAGAGAUCGAAUCAGAUGCAGACCACACUGAUAACGAACUUGGCCUGAACCAAUACUAUACUGAAACUAGAAGAAAAAAGGAAAACAAGGAAAGAUUCCUGUUAAUCGACUCUGGCGCAUCUACAAAUAUACUGCGCAACGAAGAUCAUCUGCAUGAUAAGACAUCAGAUGCAGGGUGUUUACUAGAAGAUGCUCAAGGCAAACAGAUGAAAGUGCUAUCAAAAGGAACUUUACAAAUACAGUUUCUGAAUAGCAGACCUUUCAAAGUCGACGCCCUUUCAUCCCCCGCUGCCAAAACCAAUUUAUUAAGUGUUGGUGAGUUAUUGAGAGAGGGAUUUUAUGUUAACUACAGGAACAAAACUAUUGAAAAUAAGCAUGGAGUUCCGGUGGCUAAAAUGAUCCAGAAAGGACCAUACUUCUGGCUAUCAUCAAAAUACUUGAUCAAACCUCAGAAGACAAUUAUACAAAAGGCCAACAACGUCAAUAAGGUCAAAUAUUCCGUGGACUACCUACAUAGACUGUUUGGACAUGUCAAUGUCAAAAGCAUUAAGGACAGUAUUAAAGACAGAUCCAUAGCUGGUAUCGAGGUCGAUGAAGUCGACUGGACCAAUCUUGAAAAGUUCCAGUGCGAGAUAUGUAUGAUGGGGAAAUCUACCAAAGGUAGACAUUUAAUGAAUUCUCGAUUGAAAUAUCAGAAGGAGUACAAACCAUUCCAAUUCAUUCAUACAGAUCUUUUCGGUCCGGUACAAGUUACGGCUGUUAAUGUACCAAGAUAUCUUCUCGCAUUCACUGACGAAUGCACUAGAUACAAAUGGGUUUUUCCUCUAAGAGAGAAAGAUUCACAAAGUAUUACUGCACGGUUCUCCGAGCUAGUACGGUUUAUUGAGACACAACUGGAAACAAAGGUUCUAUGCUUCCAGAUGGACCAAGGAACUGAGUUCACCAACAAAACAAUCACACAAUUCUUCCACGACAAUGGAAUUAUUACUCGUUUCACUACAGUAGGUGACUCAAGAAGUAAUGGGGUGGCCGAAAGGACUAAUCUGCUCUUACUUAACGACUGCCGAACAUUACUCACUUCCGUCAAACUCCCUGAUGAUUUAUGGUUUUAUGCUGUUAAAUUCGCCACUUUAAUGCGAAAUUCAAUAGUAACCACAAGCACAAAGGAGUCACCAAGAGCAAAGGCAGGUCUGACAGGACUUGAUAUUAGCACAGUCCUACCAUUCGGACAACCAGUAAUCGUGAACAAACCCAAAACAUCCAGCAAGCUACACAGCAGAGGUUGGAAAGGAUACGCUCUGUGCCCAUCAUCAGUAUCGUUCGGAUACCUCAUCUACGUGCCCGGGGCACCUCAAGAUAUAAUUGACACCCGCCACUACCGAGCUAUCCGUGAUGGAGUGGAACCUAAAGAGACAAUUAUAGACUCUGUUAUCGAUCACGCUGAAGAGCGAGAUGUCAACGACAGAUCUGACCAUGACAUCCCUAAAGAACCAUCUCCAUUACCUAACUUGAAUUUCGAUCCUAAGAUGAUCCCCUCACAGAAUGAAAACUUGGGUGGUACCAACAUACAGGUUGUUACCAAACCUAAACCCACUUUUAACAUGGACCCUUCACUUUUGAAAAUAAUCCAAUCGGGUGGUACCACAGGAGCAAGAGCCGGUUCCACAUUACCACAAGGUGAUGAGUCCGAGCAAAAUAAUAUCUCCGAUCCAUUACCAACCGCGUCGGAUCAGCCCGAUCCGACAGAGAAAUCUCCUUCGGGUGGUACUAGUGCGCUUAAACUACCACCUUUGAUGAUCACCAAGAAAAACGUAACAAACGUGCCGAUUUUGAAACCACCAGUCAAACAGAUGGUCAGUACUCCUCCCAAGCUAAUAACAAUAGCCACGGACGACGAGAACUCCGUUGAGGAACAGAAUCAAUCUGAACCUACAUCUGAGUCUGAGUGGUAUCCAUCUGACCCCGUUUCGGGGGGCACCAAUAAUUCUGAAGAAGACGAGUCAAGUUCUUCAGAAGAAUCCUCUCCUGCAGACGCACCUGCGAAUAACAUGAAGAGGAAAAGAAACGACUCUGGGGAAAUCGAAGACCAGGAUGGAACCACGAGUCAGGGAUCGCCGCCGUCCUCAAAGCAGCGCAUCCAUUAUGCCCAAGUAACCAAGAAUCACAGCGAAACUCAUGCGGAAAGACCAUCCCUGAGUUACAAAGAAGCUAUCACCUACAACAGCAAUGCUGAAGAAAAGGAGAAGUUUAUCGCUGCGUAUGAAAAGGAAAUUGGGCAGUUGUUGAAAAUGCAAACCUGGGACAGCGACAGAGUUGUGAAUGCACGGGAUAUCCGAAAAAACAGGAUAAUCAAUUCCAUGUUUAUAUUCACUACAAAGCGCGAUGGCACAAAAAAGUGUCGUUUCGUCGCUAGAGGUGACCAGCAAAAGCCGGAAACAUAUCUAGAGAACUUACAGGCAAACACCGUGCACAAUUACGCACUAAUGACCUGUAUGGCCAUAGCCUUGGACAACGAUAUGUUCAUCACGCAGCUGGACAUCUCAUCAGCAUAUUUAUAUGCUGAGCUAAAAGAGGAACUCUAUAUAAGGGCACCUCCCCAUCUACAGUUGAAAGACAAAGUACUGCGAUUAAACAAAUCACUGUACGGACUAAAACAAAGCGGGGCAAACUGGUACCAAAUCUUAGGGUGA